Messenger RNA from Colletotrichum aenigma, 1035 nucleotides. It is a transcript of the gene SED1, whose product is annotated as Tripeptidyl-peptidase SED1. NCBI's taxonomy places the organism in Eukaryota, Fungi, Ascomycota, Sordariomycetes, Glomerellales, Glomerellaceae. Bases 1 to 1035 code for a protein of 344 amino acids. Gene Ontology annotation, molecular function: serine-type endopeptidase activity; tripeptidyl-peptidase activity. The transcript has 3 exons. The record is from RefSeq and is a predicted model, not a curated record. Gene Ontology annotation, biological process: proteolysis.
AUGAUGCGUCUGUACCUGGUCACCGCAGUCGCCCAAUUGGCGAUGGCUCUCUCGCAAGCGAAACCUCAAGCCAAACAGCAGACAUGGACCAUGUCCGGCAACUGGCGUGAGGCCGGCUGGCGACGAGAAUCUAGGGCGCCCGGAAACCACCCUAUCCGUAUGGACUUCACCCUCUCCGUUCCUGAGUCUGGCAUCUCGGCUGCCGAAGAUGUUCUCCGUGUCAUCUCCGACCCAAGUUCGGACAAGUUCCGCCAGCAUCUUUCUGCGGACGAGGUGUCUAAGAUGUUUGCCCCAUCAGCAGACGUGGUCCGUCAGACUGCGCAGUGGUUGAACUCUGCCGGCAUACCGCGCUCCAGUAUGAGCGUGAGUUCCGACGGCAGCCACAUUUUCUUCAACACCACCGUCGAGAGAGCAGAACGGCUCAUCGACGCUACGUUCUACAGUUACUCCAAGGACAACUCCGUUCAGCGGAGUGCCGUCUGCUGUCGCCAAGGCAAAGCCAUUCAACAUGCUGUCAACGGCAACUUUCAAGCGGCAGAGUCCAAAAAGUCAACAACUAGACUGCUUCAAGUAUAUGACGACCGAAUGUUAUCGGUCGCUUUACAACAUGCCCUCUACAAUGCUGUCGUCUCGCCUUCGCAAAACUUGUUGGGCAUCUACCAGCCUGCCUGGGUGAGCUGGCUGCCGGAGGAUCUCGACAGCUUCUUUUCGCGCUUCCAUCUGGGGCUUGUUGGUAAAAGACCAACAGUUCUUCCAAUCAAUGGAGGCUACCUGCAGGACGAUGUCAAAAUGUGGCCCUUCAACCUGGAGUCUAAUCUCGAUCAUGAGUACGCCAUGUCGCUUAUCAGCCCGCUCCCGGUCACGAACAUCCAGGUCGGCGAUCAGUUCCUCGGUGGCAAUCUGAACACCAUGCUGGGAGCAUAUAGCAAGGAGUACUGCCUUACCGGCCUAGAUCCCAACUUUGAUCCCGUGUAUCCGAACACGCGGCCUGGGGGCUACAACUCUUCGGACUGCGGCGUCUACGAUCCUCCAUAA